This is a messenger RNA of Corticium candelabrum, 852 nucleotides long. RefSeq names its product ras-related protein Rab-4B-like. The transcript is spliced from 7 exons. Gene Ontology annotation, cellular component: recycling endosome; plasma membrane. The record is from RefSeq and is a predicted model, not a curated record. Gene Ontology annotation, biological process: vesicle-mediated transport; Rab protein signal transduction; regulation of endocytosis. Gene Ontology annotation, molecular function: GTPase activity; GTP binding. Lineage: Eukaryota; Metazoa; Porifera; Homoscleromorpha; Homosclerophorida; Plakinidae. Bases 81 to 710 code for a protein of 209 amino acids.
UACGAUGCCCCGAAUAUAGGCCGAACGCAUGCGUAAUACGUAGAGAGGCGACUGCUUCUCUUCUUCUUAUCUUUGCAGAGAUGUCUGAGUCUUACGAUUAUCUAUUCAAGUUUCUAGUUAUUGGCAGCUCCGGAGUUGGCAAGUCGUGUAUUCUACAUCAUUUUGUUGAGGGCAGAUUUAAACAGGAAAAUUCUCAAACAAUUGGCGUUGAGUUUGGAUCUAAGUUAGUGAACGCGGCUGGAAAGACGGUGAAACUGCAAAUCUGGGAUACAGCUGGACAGGAGAGAUUUCGUUCUGUGACAAGAAGCUACUACAGAGGGGCAGCUGGAGCUCUCUUAGUUUAUGAUAUCGCGAGCCGUGAGACGUAUAAUGCACUUACGAAUUGGUUGACUGAUGCUCGCACACUCGCUAGUCCGAAUAUUGUUAUUAUCCUUAUUGGUAACAAGAAGGACUUAGAAGCUGAUCGAGAGGUUACGUUUCUUGAGGCAAGUCGGUUUGCCCAGGAAAAUGAACUUAUGUUUCUGGAAACUAGUGCAUUGACAGGAGAAAAUGUGGAAGAGUCAUUUCUCAAAUGUGCUCGUUCAAUAUUGUCAAAAAUUGAUGGAGGUGAAUUGGAUCCUGAGAGAAUGGGUUCAGGUAUUCAAUAUGGGGACAGCACACUGAAGAGGCUUCAUCAGCGACAACCACAGGGAGACUCAUGCAAAUGCUGAGAUACAUGAGCAUAUGAGUGUAAUUUACAUUGCAGAAUGUGCCUUGAUAAGCAAUGGAUUGUGAAUUCUUUCUCAUGUUCAGCUAUUGAUUGUUUAGUUAGUCACUGUGUUCAUAAUAAAGAAAUAAAACCAUACAACAAAA